GAGUUUGAAAUCGGCCAGGGUGGGCAAGGAGCGGGUAUCUAUCUUCGGGUCCCGGGUACCAAACAGGGAGGAUCCAGCCGUCAGAGGAGACUGGACCAAGCACAUGGCGUCUCAGUGGCAGGUCAUGACGGCCUCCGUGCGCAGACGGUCACUCCUGAAGGAAGAACAGCUAGACAAGGAGGUGACCCGGUCUUCUGGGGGUCAUCUGGAGACCGGUCCCCUGGGCUCCCUGUGCAGACAGUUCCAAAGGAGGCUGCCACUGAGAGCGGUCAGCCUCAACCUCGGAAAUGGCCCCUCCUGGAAACGCCUGGAAACCCCAGAGGCAGAGCAGCAGAGUCGUCCAGCCAAAAGCGCCUUGGGUGCCAUGUCCCAGAGGAUCCAGGAGUCCUGCCAAAGUGGUACCAAGUGGCUGAUGGAAACACAAGUGAAAGUGAGGAGGAAGCGAGGAGCCCAGAAAGACAGAGGGUCCCCGCCCCUCAGUCUGAACCAGAAGAACACUCGGCUAUGCAGGGCCAGCCGGGAUGCCAGAGCUGGGGGGCACACUCGCCUCUCUGGCCAGAUGGGCCCACACUCCCAUCGACAUCAGCGGCUAAGGAGGGAGGCUGCCCUGAAGAGCCCCUGUUCCUCUACAGACCCUCUUUGCUCUCCCAGUGACUCUGACAGCGACCUAGAGCCUGUGGGAGCUGGAAUCCAGCAUCUCCAGAAGCUGUCCCAAAAGCUGGACAAAGCCAUCAAGGCUGAAGAAAGUGGUGACAUGACUAUCUCUCUUAUUCAUGAAUGAGGACAGCAAGCAUCCUACAGCCAAAGCUGCUACUGUUACUGAUCACAUCAGCUCCCUGUGAUUUCAAAGGACUGAAAUCCACCUUCCAGCCUCUCAAUUUGGAGAGGAGAGCUAUAGCGUCCUACAUCCCCUGCCUUGAGAACUGGAAGACACACAACAGAAGCUCUCUUACAGGAGACAUGCUCUGUCCAGCCACCAAGCCACCAAAAUAUCCAUGACACCCACCCCAUGAACUUGCAGGAGGUGGCAAUGGGCUCAUCAACAUUCACCAGGAUGCUGCUAACAAGGACUUGACUAACAUGGGUUCUAGAAAACUACUUCAGCCAUAUCUGAGCCCAUUAGUAGGCACUGGCCACAGCCUGAGAGUGAUUUAGGAAGAUGUUGAAGAGGUGAUGGGAAUCGCCCAUGUUCCCCCAGGGGACUCUUGGACUUUGGCACGCUCAUCCUGGUCUCCAGCCUCAUAGCUGCCCAUCCAUAUUAGGAAUGUACCAGAAGAUGCUAGAUCGUUCUGAGCCUUGUAACUAGGACCAAGGCCCUGCAGGAGUCAUCCCACUUUUACCCCUGCUCCUCCCCACCACCAGGAAGAGAGAAGAUAAUUUUGAGACUGUGCAGACCUAGGCUCAUGAAGCCUGUGUAUAAGCUCGGUGUGGGAGCACCAUUCAAGAGCAGUUUCUGUCCUUUGUAAAUUAUUUAAGAAAUCUGCUGUGUCAUUUUAUUAAAAAGAUACCAUUGUGUCACUUUCCUAGA
This is a messenger RNA of Meriones unguiculatus (Mongolian gerbil), 1528 nucleotides long. It is a transcript of the gene Pimreg, whose product is annotated as PICALM interacting mitotic regulator. Bases 104 to 781 code for a protein of 225 amino acids. Lineage: Eukaryota; Metazoa; Chordata; Mammalia; Rodentia; Muridae. The record is from RefSeq and is a predicted model, not a curated record. The transcript has 6 exons.